This is a messenger RNA of Recurvomyces mirabilis, 1977 nucleotides long. RefSeq lists its product as uncharacterized. The record is from RefSeq and is a predicted model, not a curated record. The transcript is spliced from 2 exons. Lineage: Eukaryota; Fungi; Ascomycota; Dothideomycetes; Mycosphaerellales; Teratosphaeriaceae. The coding region runs from base 1 to 1977 and encodes 658 amino acids.
AUGGGCGACUACUUCGUGCAGCAGCGACGACCCAACAGCGCUGUCAACUCAGACCGGCUCAAUGUGCCUCCACCAUCCCCGGGUGGAAGAUCCAUGCGUACAGCCUCAUCACGUGACAGCCUACGACCUCCCUCCAGUAUCAGGAUCCGCAGACUUCCUUCGCAUCUUUCACAGCAACAACCGCGACCAGGGUCACAGGCCAGCGACGAGGGCGUAGAUGUCGCGGACCAGGCAUUCGCUGGAGGCCGCCGACGAAGUUCUUCCGCACCCCAGCGCUAUCAGCAGCAUCUCCAGCCGCCAUCGAAUGAGCUUGCGCGGCAGCGGACUGCAGAUCUUCCACCACAUAUGCGGACCAUCAACGAAGGCUCGGCUUUGCCACAAGAGACACCUUAUCAUGAGGCUGUCGAGACGCCAGGCGCAUUUACGCCCUUCGGUCUGAACACGCCAAUGGAGCAACCCCCAACUCCAGGCGCUACCACUGCUAUGCAUAGUGCUGGCAAUGCAGCGCAGCGCAACAGAGGACUCCGACGCUUCCGAAGUGGUACAGUGGGUAAUCGUUCUGACGACCAUAAUGCGCCGGAUGUCUACGAUUCAGAUGUUGUGGACUUUUUGGAUCUCAUCGACCCAGAAGUACGCGCCAUUGGCACACUUACUAACAUUCAGAAUUCGUUAUUCGUACCAGACCUUGGCGGUCUGAUCAACAGAAGGCCAACUUACACUCUAACGCCACGAAAAACCGAUCUCGAGGGAGGUAGACCACGCUCGCGUGCAGGUACUAGAGCCACAGCACGACCACCCAAUGCACGACUGCCGACGAUUGGGCAGGAAGACAGCCAGGCUGGAAUCGAAUUGAGCUCGCCGAAGAGAGAGCGCAAGACGUCCAUCUCUUCUCAGCUCUCCGACUCUCACUAUGCUGUUUUACCCCACGGUGUCGAUCUGGAAGGCUGGACGCAGGAGGAUGUGGACGAGCUGAAUGAUCACGUACGCCACCUGAUGCACUCUCGGCGUGAAGGCUUCAAGCGUAGCAUGAGAGGCUUCCGCCAGUAUGUUAGCCGACCUUUGGGAUUGUUCGUCACCACCUACGCCACCCUCGUCACACUUUUUGGUGCUGCCUGGGUCUUCUGCUUGAUCGGCUGGAUCUACGUUGGCUCGAAGCAGGACUACUUCAUCAACAUCAUCGACAACGUCUUGGUCGCCUUCUUCGCCUUGAUGGGAGACGGUCUGGCACCGUUCCGAGCAGUGGAUACAUACCACAUGUGCUUCAUCGCACACUACCACCAUCUAACCUGGCGGCUGCGGAAGGAGAAGAAUCUGCCAUCACUGGUAGAUCACAACGACCUUCCGGAUCGCCGUGUCAACGGCAACGCAGAGGACAUCAUCGAUAAAGAAGAGACGGCCGAGUUCUCCGUCCUAUCGCCACGCCAGCAGAGACGCUUGGCAUACCACCAGGCCAAAUUCAGCAAAGCCCACACUUUCUACAAGCCUCACGAGACUGCCACCCAUCAUGCUUUCCCCCUCCGCCUCCUCAUCACCGUCGUCGUCCUCCUAGACUGCCACAGCCUGUUCCAAAUCGCCCUCGGAUCCUGCACCUGGUCCAUCGACUACCACGUCCGGUCCGAAGCCCUGACCUCCUCCAUCCUCGCCUGCUCCCUGACUUCCAACAUCGUAGCCGGCAUCAUAAUCUCCAUCGGCGACCACCGGACCCGCAAGAAGGAUGUUCUGGAACGCAUUAAACGACAAGAGCUGACCGAAGAAGCCAUCGGCCACGUCCAACAGAAACGCAAUACUUUCGAGGCGGGCCGUAGUAUGGAUGUUGAUCGUGCGACGGGACAAGCGAGUGGUGUGGAUGCUGGUCCAGGUAGUAAGACUACUACUGACAGUACUGCUAAUAGCCAGCCGCCUGCGAAAGGGGCGGAGUUUGCCAAGUAUGAUUGGCACAAGGAUAAUGGGGAUACUGCUGUGCGGAGCUUUGCAUAA